Punctularia strigosozonata HHB-11173 SS5 is the source of this 333-nucleotide messenger RNA. Its product is annotated as PEBP-like protein. The annotation marks the transcript as partial. The record is from RefSeq and is a predicted model, not a curated record. The transcript has 2 exons. Lineage: Eukaryota; Fungi; Basidiomycota; Agaricomycetes; Corticiales; Punctulariaceae.
GUGGACCCGGAUGCCCCGACGCCCCAACAGCCCAAUAUAUCGCAGAUUCGCCAUUUCGUUGGAGGAGGAUUCCGCUUGGCCGGUGUACCGACGUUCAAUACCACCCCAGCUAUUUCGGAUUUCGUGCAGCCGUCCCCACCCACAAACUCCGAUUCGCAUCGGUAUAUCCUACUGCUAUGGCAUCAACCUGCCGAUUUCCCGACGAGUAUCGAUCCGAGCAUUGAAGACUUUAACGUGACUGCGUUCGCGGAACAAGUCGGACUAGGAGAACCCAUAGCGGGCAAUUUCUUCACGGUGUCGACGCAACCUGAUGCCGUCAUUACCGAUCCGUGA